AUGCAGCAAGCUGCUGCCACAGAAUUGCAUCCUGGAACUGCUGCCGACAUUCGCAUCACUCCUCAGAACACUAUUACAAGCCCUAAGAACGGAAUCUCCCAUGGCACAAACGAUAACGGUAGUCCUCUUCAGAUAACUGUUACCAACAACAUUGGCGGCAGUGUCAACUCAUAUGUGACGGCCCUCGACAGCAACAAUGCCCCUGUCAUGUUGCAACCCGAUGGCACUUGGUUUUACCCAACUAACCCCGGCAGUGGCACCACCCCCCAGCAAAUUGAUGGCAGUUCUAUCAAGAUUCCUCUCAACCCACAAGGUCAAACUACUACCUAUAGCAUCCCCGGUUACUGCUCCUCUGCCCGUGUCUGGUUCGCUGUUGGCGAGCUCGAGUUCUUCACUGUUGGUAAUGCCGACGGCACUUUCUCCAUUGUCCAACCUUCCCAGGUCAAUCCUGCCGAUCCUAGCGCGGGCAUCAACUGGGGCUUCAUUGAAUUCACAUACACUGGCAAUGGUGGUCUUUGGGCUAACAUUAGUUAUGUCGACUUCGUCGGCCUGCCAAUUGGAAUGACCCUUACCGAUACCAGCGGCGGAAUCCAACAAGCUCUUGGUCUCAGCGCCGACGCUGUCAACAGCGUUUGUAAUGACCUGAAGACUCAAGCCGCUUCCGAUGGACUCCCGUGGGAUCAAUUGUGUCAGUCGAUCAACGGUACCAUCAUGCGUGUCCUCUCUCCCAAUGACUACGUCUCGAACAACUCUAGCAGCGGUUUUGAGAACUACUUCACCGAUUAUAUCAAGGAAGUCUACGGAAACUUCACAAGCAGCAACCCAUUGACAAUCGAUACCCAGGGCUCCGCUGGCAAGGUCUCUUGCACAUCGGAUGGCACCACUCUCACCUGCAAUGGUGAUGAGACACCAUACGCUCAGCCUUCUGCUGGAGAUAUCUUCGGCUGCAAUACCGGUCCAUUUGCCAACACCGGUAGCGAUACCCACAAGGCUGAUUUGGCUCGCCUUUGCGCUGCCUUCAACCGUGGAACUUUCCUCCUUCCUGGUGGCAAUGUCCAGCCCGGUGUCGGUGCUGACUCUUACUACACCACUGCUCCAUGCAACUACUACUCUUCCAUUGUACACAAGUACGAGGUUGACGGCAAGGGUUACGCCUUCUCCUACGACGACGUCAACCCCAGCGAUGAGAACGCCUCUGGUGUGGUCUCUUCUGCGAACCCUCAGAACUUGGGCGUUACCAUUGGUGGCCCUACCAACAACGGCACCUCCACUCGCCGCAUCCGCCGCUACAGACAAUUCUAA
Messenger RNA from Talaromyces proteolyticus, 1302 nucleotides. Its product is annotated as putative glucan endo-1,3-beta-glucosidase precursor. The record is from RefSeq and is a predicted model, not a curated record. Lineage: Eukaryota; Fungi; Ascomycota; Eurotiomycetes; Eurotiales; Trichocomaceae. The coding region runs from base 1 to 1302 and encodes 433 amino acids. The transcript has a single exon.